Molecule: messenger RNA, 2395 nt
Organism: Ostrinia nubilalis (European corn borer)
Lineage: Eukaryota; Metazoa; Arthropoda; Insecta; Lepidoptera; Crambidae
Exons: 18
Coding region: 100-2370 (756 amino acids)
Source: RefSeq, a predicted model, not a curated record
AAUUGAAAGCCAUAAAUACAACCGAGGCAUGGCACGCAGUCGGUAGUAAAAUUCAAUUGAAAAGUCAAUAAAAAGGCAAAUUUUGUUCAGCGUCGAAAUAUGAAACUUAUUUAUGUGGUAUUACUCGCACUUCCCAUACUAACAAACUCAGUAACCCAAGUGAAAAAGAAGCUACCAGUUCCAAAGAUAUCUCAAUCCUGCAAAAACAUAAAGUGCCCAGCAGUGGAGGAACCAGUAUGCGUGAAAGUGAAGUACAAGGAUGAUUUAAAUAAAACAAUCUACAUCACUAUGGUCAAUAAAUGUGAAAUGAAGUAUUUAAAGUGCCAUCAAAAUGUGGAGGGAAUAAUAGUUCAAAUGAAAUACUGUGAUCACAACCAUGUGAGAAAACCAGUUCAAACGAAUUCAACUGGAAUAAAAAGAGCGAAGAGAAGUGCAAGAUAUGAAACAAAUGUCGAAGGCACUAGCAAAACGAAAACCAACACAGACAAAUCCCAAAAAAACAACGAAGAUAAACCGCAGAAUAAAAAUUCCAAAACAGACACAAAAAAGAACGCUGAAGAAAAACCUCAAAAUAAAAAUUCCAAAGCAAACAAAAUCAACAAUUCCAAUGCACAACCAAAUUUUAAAGCUCGAACUCUUCGUCCAGUGAGAGAUGAAGUAAGAAGACACUUAGAGGAACCUCUAGAGGCAGAAGAUGGAAAUUAUGGAGCCAAAGAUCAGGACGAUCAGGAAGGCGGUAUGGUAGAUAGAAACUUUUUUGGAGGCCCAAUGUUCUCAAAGAACAUGUUUGGCAACGUUUUUGGUGACACCAAGGCUGGAUCCCAAGCCAAUGAAGAUUAUGAAGCAGAAACACGUGACGAAGCAGCUCAAGAUUAUGAUGAAGAUGAUGGGCUGGUGCAAGGUUCAUCUGAAGUCAACGAAGCCCUUACGGAAGGAGAUACAAACAAAGAAACCCUGAAAGGUACGGAAAAUAUAGACGGUUUUGGAAGCCAAAUGUUCCCGAAGAACAUGUUUAGCAAAUACCAAUUUGGCGGAGCAAAGGAAUCGUCUGGUAACAAUGAAGCUCUCACAGAAGGAAAUACACGAUAUGGAGCCCAGAAAGACGAUGUAGAAAACUAUGACAACGCUGAUGAUGGAGCUGGAAAAGGAUCACCUGAAGUUAAUGAUGCCUUAACUGAAGGAGAGGCGCCAAACAAAGAAGGCGGUAAUAUGAUAAAGGGAAAUUUUUUCAAUAAAAUGUUUAAAGAGAACAUGUUCAGUAAACAGAAAUUUGGAAAACCAAAAGGAAAAACUCAAGCCAGAGAAGAUCUUACGGAAGGAGAGGCGCCAAACAAAGAAGGUUUUAAAGAGAAACAAAAAAAUAUUUUGGGUCACAAAACGUUUUAUAAACAAAAAUAUAGAAACGCAAAGGGAAAAACUGGAGCCAAAGAAGAUCUUACGGAAGGUGACACCCCAUACGAAGAAGCCCCGAAGGGUGAUGGUGAGAAAGAGGGAGUUGGAUUUGGACAAAUGUUCCCAAAGAAUAUGUUCAGCAAAUAUCAGUUUGGUGGACCAAGGGGAGUAUCUGGAAACAAUGAAGGUCACACUUCAAACGAAGCAGGAAAAAAAGAUGGGGUAGUUAAACACAAGUUAAUUAAAGAUACGAACAACGAUGGUCAAUAUAGUGAAGCACAAUUUGGAUCACCUGAAAUGGAAGGCGGAAAUGAAGAUCACAACGACAACGAAGGUGUAGCUGACGAAGCAGAUGAAGCAGACUAUAAUGAGGAAAGACCCGAUGCAGAAUAUGAAGAGGAAGAACAAUUCACCGAAAAUGAAAAUGAAGAUGGAUUACAAUCCCAAGAACAUUCUAAUAAAGAGGAAAAUGUAGAAGAUGAACAACAGUAUGAUCAUUAUGAUGAAGCAGAAAAUUUACAUCACGAAGAGUCCACAAAAGAAGAUGCAGCAGCAGAACCAGCCGAGUACGACGCGGACUGCCCUUCUGUGUGCCCGAGCAGAGCCGUGAUGGUCUGCGGCAAGUGCCAGCACGGCGUGUUCAGGACCUUCCUGAGCGUGUGCCAUAUGAGGGCUUUCAGCUGCCGGUUUACUGACGAAGUAAUGGAACUCGUGUCACGAUAUCCUUGCUUGGCUUCAGCGCCAUAUCUUUCCUCUGAUAAAGGCGUCAACAUGGAACCCCAGGGCAAGCUAUCGCAGCCUGGAGACGACGAUAGGAUCCUAAGAUUCAUCAACUGCAGAAGCAGGGGGAAGCUGGGCCCAACACGCCUCAACAUUAUGGUUGGAGGCGAUGAAACACAUACAAACGAUAAAUGCAAUUUUGAUGAGGAGAAUGACUCUAAGAAUAACGAUAAAUCGUCGAAUGAAUAUAUUAACUAAGAAAAUAAAUACUUAAAUGAUAGUA